This is a messenger RNA of Talaromyces rugulosus, 261 nucleotides long. RefSeq lists its product as uncharacterized. Gene Ontology annotation, cellular component: anaphase-promoting complex. Bases 1 to 261 code for a protein of 86 amino acids. The transcript has a single exon. Gene Ontology annotation, biological process: anaphase-promoting complex-dependent catabolic process. The record is from RefSeq and is a predicted model, not a curated record. NCBI's taxonomy places the organism in Eukaryota, Fungi, Ascomycota, Eurotiomycetes, Eurotiales, Trichocomaceae.
AUGCUCCGCCGAAAACCCACCGCCAUAACAAUCACCCCCGAAGACCUGAUCUCCUUUGAAGAAGAACGCCUACGCCAGCAAACCAUCAUAGACCAGGCAAAACAAGCAGCCGCCGCCAACAAUCAGUCCGCCGAAUCCGAGUCAUCGGCGUUUACGGGCAAGAAUUACGAUCCGAAUGAUGAGCUGAAGCCACUUCCAGGCGAUAAGGCGAAGAUUGUGCGGACUCGAGACGAACGAAUUGGUGUGAGUCGGCGAACAUGA